Messenger RNA from Abrus precatorius (Indian licorice), 1498 nucleotides. Its product is annotated as aspartate carbamoyltransferase 2, chloroplastic-like. Gene Ontology annotation, biological process: amino acid metabolic process; 'de novo' pyrimidine nucleobase biosynthetic process. The coding region runs from base 28 to 1233 and encodes 401 amino acids. Lineage: Eukaryota; Viridiplantae; Streptophyta; Magnoliopsida; Fabales; Fabaceae. Gene Ontology annotation, molecular function: amino acid binding; aspartate carbamoyltransferase activity. The transcript is spliced from 5 exons. The record is from RefSeq and is a predicted model, not a curated record.
CGAUGUUUUUGCUUAUUUAGAUCUGCAAUGGCAGCUUCAUCUUCUCUUUCUUCCUCCUCAGCACCCAUGGAGCUGUUUCCUCCAAAAUCAAAGAUAACAAAAUGGCCCAGAUAUUCUAUAUGCUGUCAUAACAAAGUAUCCUUUAUUAAACCUAGUUAUUUAAAAUCACUACACCCUCCAAAUUCAAGAUUUUUAAGCAUAAAUACUUCAUCAAAGAAAAGAAUCUUGCAGAGAGAUGCAUUCCAAUUCCAUUGCCGUGUUUUGGAAAUUGAAGGUGCACCUUCCUUUUCGGUGGGGCAAAAGUUUCAGCUUGAUGAUAUAAUUGAAGCUCAACAAUUUGAUAGGGAUAUUCUCAAUGCACUUUUUGAAGUUACACAUGAAAUGGAGAAUAUUGAAAAGAAUUCUCCUGGUAACCAGAUUUUAAAGGGUUAUCUUAUGGCUACACUAUUUUAUGAGCCCUCUACUAGAACUAGACUUUCAUUUGAGUCUGCUAUGAGAAGACUUGGUGGAGAGGUUUUAACAACUGAAAAUGCUAGAGAAUUUUCUUCUGCAGCUAAAGGAGAGACUCUUGAAGAUACAAUCAGAACAAUUGAGGGUUAUUCUGAUAUAAUUGUGAUGCGGCAUUUUGAAAGUGGUGCUGCCAGAAGAGCUGCUGCUACAGCUGGCAUCCCUAUAAUUAAUGCAGGGGAUGGUCCUGGACAACAUCCAACCCAGGCACUUUUAGAUAUCUAUACCAUUGGAAGAGAGGUUGGAAAGCUUGAUGGCAUAAAAGUUGGGCUUGUUGGAGACCUUGCGAAUGGCAGGACAGUUCGUUCAUUGGCAUACUUGCUUGCUAAGUACAAGGAUGUAAAAAUUUAUUUCGUCGCUCCUGAUGUGGUAAAAAUGAAGGAUGACAUAAAAGACUAUUUAACAUCAAAGGGAGUGGAGUGGGAAGAAAGUGCUGAUUUAGUGGAAGUGGCCUCCAAGUGUGACGUGGUUUAUCAAACUCGUAUUCAAAAAGAGAGAUUUGGAGAAAGAAUUGACCUUUAUGAAAAGGCUAGAGGCAAGUAUAUUGUGAAUCAGGAUAUUCUCAAGGUAAUGCCGAGACAUGCCGUGGUUAUGCACCCUCUUCCAAGACUUGAUGAAAUCACAGUGGAUGUUGAUGCUGAUCCGAGGGCUGCUUACUUUAGGCAGGCCAAAUAUGGUCUAUAUAUUCGGAUGGCUCUUUUGAAACUCUUACUUGUUGGGUGGUAGACCUGCAUUCAUCUUCAAAAUUUAUGGAAGAUGCUGAACAUCAAAACCUCUUUUGCUUUUGGUUGUCUUAUCAUGCUAAACAUCAAAACUUCUUUUGCUUUUGGUUGUCCUAUCCUUUCUUUUAAUUAUCUUUUUGUUUUUUGGUUAUAAUUUCUAGUCUUAUAAUAGGUGUUAUUAGCAUGAGAAAGGGGGGAGCGAUACACUUGUAAAGAGAUUUAUAUUACAUGUUCUUGACAGUUUACUACUAGUUUAACAUUUUCAUGUC